AUUAUCAUGUCUGGAGGAAAAUCUGGAGGAAAAUCUGCUGCUGGUGCCAAGUCCCAAACCCGUUCUGCCAAGGCCGGUCUUCAAUUCCCUGUUGGUCGUAUCCAUCGUUUGUUGCGUCGUGGCAACUAUGCUCAACGUGUGGGUGCUGGUGCUCCCGUCUACUUGGCCGCUGUCCUCGAAUACUUGGCUGCUGAAAUUCUUGAAUUGGCCGGUAACGCUGCUCGCGAUAACAAGAAGUCUCGUAUCAUUCCUCGUCACUUGCAAUUGGCCAUCCGUAACGACGAAGAAUUGAACAAGUUGUUGGGUCAUGUCACCAUUGCUCAAGGUGGUGUCCUUCCCAACAUUCACGCCACUCUCUUGCCCACCAAGACCAAGAAGGGCGGUGCUUCCCAGGAACUCUAAAUCCCCCCUGUUUCUUCCUGAUCCUCUUAAACAUGUCUCACUUCACAUCCUACAACACACAUACGCCACUUUUUUUUUACUGAUCGUGCAUGUACAAUCAAAGCUAUUGUAAAUAAUAAAACAUCAAAUCCUAAUG
Messenger RNA from Radiomyces spectabilis, 538 nucleotides. RefSeq names its product histone H2A. Bases 7 to 402 code for a protein of 131 amino acids. Lineage: Eukaryota; Fungi; Mucoromycota; Mucoromycetes; Mucorales; Radiomycetaceae. The record is from RefSeq and is a predicted model, not a curated record. Gene Ontology annotation, molecular function: protein heterodimerization activity; structural constituent of chromatin; DNA binding. Gene Ontology annotation, cellular component: nucleosome. The transcript has a single exon.